Messenger RNA from Glycine soja, 3046 nucleotides. RefSeq names its product G-type lectin S-receptor-like serine/threonine-protein kinase B120. Bases 238 to 2808 code for a protein of 856 amino acids. Lineage: Eukaryota; Viridiplantae; Streptophyta; Magnoliopsida; Fabales; Fabaceae. The transcript is spliced from 7 exons. Gene Ontology annotation, molecular function: protein serine/threonine kinase activity; ATP binding. The record is from RefSeq and is a predicted model, not a curated record. Gene Ontology annotation, biological process: protein phosphorylation; recognition of pollen.
UGACCUUGUGUUCCAUUCUCAACUCCGAGCCGUGUUUUCAAACAACCACAACACAAACAAACGUGUCUUCUCAAUCAAAUGAGGUCGUGUUCUUCUCCCAAACUCAUUCGGUCCAAUUAAUACGUUCCAUCUUCUCCCUUUUCUCAUUUCAUCACAGUCACACCCACUAACCAUCUCCAUUUCUCCUUUUAUGCUUUCAUCACUGCCACUCUCACCGCAACAGCUCAUACUAAUACCAUGGCAGCGGCGACGAUAAUCUACUUUUAUUUUUUUCUCUUCUCCUUCGUCUCUUUCCACCAUUUAUUGUUUUCUUUCGCAGCUAGUUCUAAGACCAGGAUCACGCAGGGCGUCACGAUCAGGGACAAAGAGCAUGAAACAUUGGUGUCAGAAGAGCUCAACUUUGCGAUGGGUUUCUUCAGUUCCGACAACUCCUCUUCCCGCUACGUUGGAAUUUGGUACGACAACAUUCCCGGACCAGAAGUUAUAUGGGUCGCAAACCGCGACAAACCGAUCAACGGCACCGGAGGAGCCAUCACUAUUUCCAAUGACGGCAACCUCGUAGUCCUCGACGGAGCCAUGAACCAUGUUUGGUCCUCAAACGUUUCCAAUAUUAACAGCAACAACAAAAACUCCUCAGCAUCGCUUCAUGACGAUGGCAACCUCGUUCUCACAUGCGAAAAGAAAGUGGUUUGGCAAAGCUUCGAGAAUCCAACGGAUACAUACAUGCCCGGUAUGAAGGUGCCAGUGGGUGGAUUGAGCACUAGCCAUGUCUUCACUUCAUGGAAAUCAGCCACGGAUCCUUCAAAGGGAAACUACACUAUGGGGGUGGAUCCUGAAGGGUUACCUCAGAUAGUGGUUUGGGAAGGGGAAAAAAGAAGGUGGAGAAGUGGGUAUUGGGAUGGUAGAAUGUUUCAAGGGUUGUCCAUCGCAGCAAGUUAUCUUUACGGUUUCACGCUUAAUGGGGACGGUAAAGGUGGUAGGUAUUUCAUAUAUAACCCGUUAAACGGCACGGAUAAGGUGAGGUUUCAAAUAGGGUGGGAUGGAUACGAGAGAGAGUUCAGGUGGAAUGAGGAUGAGAAGAGUUGGAGUGAGAUUCAAAAAGGGCCUUUUCACGAGUGUGAUGUUUAUAACAAGUGUGGGAGUUUCGCGGCGUGUGAUUUGUUAACGUUGUCCCCUUCUUCGGAUUUAGUACCUGUUUGUACUUGCAUACGAGGUUUUGAACCGAAGCAUAGGGAUCAGUGGGAAAAGGGGAACUGGUCGGGUGGGUGUACGAGGAUGACUCCGCUCAAGGCUCAGAGGAUUAAUGUUACUUCUUCUGGGACUCAGGUUAGUGUUGGAGAGGAUGGGUUCUUGGAUCGUAGGUCUAUGAAGUUGCCCGAUUUCGCACGUGUGGUUGGCACGAAUGAUUGUGAGAGAGAGUGUUUGAGCAAUGGUUCUUGUACGGCGUAUGCCAAUGUUGGAUUAGGGUGCAUGGUGUGGCAUGGGGACUUGGUUGAUAUUCAACAUUUGGAAAGUGGAGGGAACACAUUGCACAUACGCCUCGCUCAUUCUGAUUUAGAUGAUGUUAAAAAGAACAGGAUUGUGAUAAUAUCAACGAUUGGGGCGGGGUUAAUCUGUCUAGGAAUCUUUGUAUGGCUGGUCUGGAGAUUCAAGGGAAAACUUAAAGUUCUGCCUACAGUUUCCUCAGUUUCUUGUUGCAAGAGUAGUGAUGCACUACCAGUUUUUGAUGCAAACAAGAGCAGAGAAAUGUCAGCAGAAUUUUCAGGAUCAGCUGACCUUAGUUUGGAGGGGAACCAAUUAAGUGGACCAGAAUUUCCAGUUUUCAAUUUUAGCUGCAUUUCAAUAGCCACAAACAAUUUCUCUGAAGAAAAUAAGCUUGGGCAAGGGGGCUUUGGCCCUGUCUACAAGGGAAAGCUUCCAGGCGGAGAACAAAUAGCUGUUAAGAGGCUCUCAAGACGGUCUGGCCAAGGUUUAGAGGAGUUCAAGAAUGAAAUGAUGCUGAUAGCCAAAUUACAACACAGAAAUUUAGUUAGAUUAAUGGGUUGCUCUAUUCAAGGGGAGGAGAAGUUGCUGGCAUAUGAAUACAUGCCAAACAAAAGCUUGGAUUGCUUUUUAUUUGAUCCUGUCAAACAAAAACAACUAGCUUGGAGAAGACGUGUUGAAAUCAUUGAAGGCAUUGCAAGAGGAUUACUUUAUUUGCACCGGGAUUCAAGACUUAGAAUAAUACAUCGAGAUUUAAAAGCGAGUAACAUUUUGUUGGAUGAAAACAUGAACCCAAAAAUAUCAGACUUUGGCUUGGCCAGGAUAUUUGGUGGGAACCAGAAUGAAGCCAAUACAAACAGAGUAGUUGGUACAUAUGGUUAUAUGGCCCCUGAAUAUGCAAUGGAAGGUCUGUUUUCAGUAAAAUCUGAUGUAUAUAGUUUUGGUGUAUUACUACUAGAGAUUUUGAGUGGCCGCAGAAACACUAGCUUUCGUCACUCAGAUGACUCAAGCCUCAUAGGAUAUGCAUGGCAUCUUUGGAAUGAACACAAAGCAAUGGAGCUUCUUGAUCCUUGCAUUCGUGAUUCUAGUCCUAGAAACAAGGCUUUGAGAUGCAUACACAUAGGGAUGCUAUGUGUGCAAGAUUCAGCAGCUCAUAGGCCAAACAUGUCUGCUGUGGUGUUGUGGCUGGAAAGUGAAGCAACAACUCUUCCCAUACCUACGCAACCUUUGAUUACUUCAAUGAGGAGAACUGAGGACAGAGAAUUUUACAUGGAUGGCCUUGAUGUUUCAAAUGAUUUGACAGUCACAAUGGUGGUAGGGAGAUAGAAAUUGAUUCCAUUCCCUUUCUGUGUCAGUUUUGUUUGCACUUCUCUUUCACCCUUCACAAGUACAUACAUAGGGCUCAUAUUGUUUUACUUUUCCCUUAUGGCCCUGGUGAAAUUAAACUAUACUAUACCCUUAAUAUUGAAUUCGCAUUUGUAUAUAUCAAUUUGUAUUUUGAGACUUCAGAGAAAUGUGAUUUGUUACCUGACAAAUAGAAAGAAAAAGGACUAGGAUCACUUUA